AUGUCCGAGCCGACCGAAUCUAUUACUCUUACAUCUAGCAAAACUGCUGCCGGUGCAGCGAAAUCUGCUGUAGUUAACGUUCCCAAAUCACCGAAAACAUCUCGAAAGCUCGCUCUCAUGGAGGAGCAAAGUUGUGAUUUAUGUCAAAACGCUGACAAUAGCCGGAUGGUCCAAUGCGACUAUUGUAAGAAUUGGUAUCACUUCGAAUGUGCUAACGUAACUGAAGACAUUGAGUUCUACGACUGGAUUUGUACGAAAUGCGAAACCGCGGAAAUAAAUCCCCAGAAAAAGAAACCGUCUCGGAAAAACGCCAGAAGCGCAGUGAAGAAGAUAAAUUCAUCAAUAGCAGGUGCGAAGAAAUCGAAGACUGUAAAACCAAAAAAGAUGGUGAAGAAUUCGACCUCCAAGGACCACCAGCAAAAUCAGCAAGUUGAACGGGAGAAAUCACAAAACAGCGCCGAUGAAAAAUUGGCGGGAAACGAGAAGGUGAAUAAAUCAACCAAAUCCAAAUCUGUGGGGUCAGACUCUCUGAGCAGAUCGCAAGCUUUGAAAAUGCAGUUGCAGAAAGUGCAUGCUGAAGAGAAACUGAUGCUUGAAGAGAUGAAACGAAAACGGGAAUUGUUGGUCAAAAAGUUCGAACUGAUGGAAGAAAUAGCCAACACUGAUGAAGCUGCCGGAUCUGAUGCGCACCUUGAAAGCGACAGCGACUCUGACGAGUAUUCCGAAUCCGAAGGUGAGCAAAGCGACGACGACACAGACAGCGGUGACGAUCAGGAUGAACCCUUUAUCCCAAAGCGGCAAUCAACUCCCGUUAAAUUACAAUCGCGGCGAGAGAAGCAACACUCUCGAAUGAAUGUCACUCUGAGCCGAGAGCAGAUAGCUGCACGGCAGGUAGUAUCGUGCGAUCUUCCCAGAUUCGGAGGUAAUCCCGACGAAUGA
Molecule: messenger RNA, 939 nt
Organism: Sabethes cyaneus
Lineage: Eukaryota; Metazoa; Arthropoda; Insecta; Diptera; Culicidae
Exons: 1
Coding region: 1-939 (312 amino acids)
Source: RefSeq, a predicted model, not a curated record